AUGCAACGCACACCCCCACAGAAACGGCGCAAAACAUCGCCAACGACAUCAGUACCAGUUGACGCGCCGACGACCCUAGGACGACUACCACCAUCGCAGCAAGAUGGCACGAGGACUCCUACACGUAGGCCUUCCUUUGCGUCUCCUACGAAAGCCAGUAUCGCGAGACAUAAUCCGCAGUUGUUGAAUAGACCUCUAUCGUCGGGACAAGGUUCUGAGAAGCCUGGGAAUAAGGGAAAGCUAGAUGAUUUAUUUGCAAAGGCGCUGGGGGAAUCGAAUGCUAAGGUGGGAGAACGUACGCCUGGAAUUGGAGAGUCGCCGCGAAGACCGCCUUCACGAGGAUCAAGAGUUCUAGGAGAUGAUAAACAAACCCCUGAAGGGCCGAGACGAUUUCCACAGAGCGCAAAGGGUGCAUCAGCGGUGGGCGAGGGACUAUCAGCAAAGCCAAGAAGGGGAUCUCAAUCACCAUUUAAAUCUCCAGUCAAACAGACGGAUAGUGCUGCACCAAGAGGAAUUGGGAUACUGGGUGAAAAUCUACCCGAUAAUCCAUUUCAGAAGAAGACCGGGCUGAGACGUUCACCGAUUUCAUCGCAGCCGGUGAUUGACACGACUUCAUCUUUCAAGGAAAACCAAGCGGAGGAUGAUAAUCCUUUUCAAAAGAAAGCCACGUUGAGGAGAUCCCCAAUCCCCUCACAACCUACCGCUAUUGAGGAGCCGACAAUCGCGCCGAAUGGACCCCCUCAAGUGGCCACGCCUGCUCGCAAGAGCGCUCUUAGGAGAUCUCCAAUCAUAACGGAAGCCUUAACUCUUGCUGAGCCUAUAGGUCAAGUUGGAACUCACGCAGGAGCUUCUCCAGUCCGAAGGGGUGCGCUUAGGAGAUCACCAAUACUUGGUUUACCACCACCUCCUACUUUGAUCGUAGAUAAUGUUCAAGAAACGACGCCGGAGGAUGUUAGAAGAAUUGCAGAGGCUGCAUUGCGACUGUCUCCUACUCUAGGCGCUGUACCGAGUUUGCUUCCAUCCAGCCCGAGUAUUCCGCAACAUGGGAAUCAUCCAGGGAUAUCACCCGUGCGGAAAGGUGCCCUGAGAAGGUCUCCUGUGGUGAACGUUUUGCAACCGACAGAGGUUGAGAGUCCAAUUGUUGAAACGAAUGCAGCUAGGACGACACUAGAAAAUACGGUAUUGACGAGACGGAGAUCUCCAAGGUUGAGAGAGAGCCUUGCCGCAAGUUCAGAAAGAGGGCCUGAAGAGCUCGAGCCGCCAAUUGCGAGGCAGGCUUCACUGAACCAGUCGCCAACGGCACAAGAAGCUACACCGACACAUAAUCAAACCCAACUUGAAGAGCCAGUGCAGGUUACAGAGUCAACUACCCCAAGAGAAUCUCCACCAGCUUUCAUACCCGCUGAUGUAGAUACUUCCAUUGACCAACAAGAAGAGUCCGAGGCAUCAGUUCUAAGAGAGGCAGCCAACUUGCCUACCACGAGGUCUAGUGCUCUCAAAAAUACACAACGUCAACAAGAGCCAGUUCUGCCGCUUGCGUUUCCGAAGAAAGCACUUUUAGACAUACCCCUACCAAAACCUGUUGCACAUGGACCACCAAGCAGACGUACUCGGCGUGAGGAACCAGACUUGCCACCUACUCCAACCCAACGAGGCAUUCCUGACCCUGUUAUGACUACUCCGCCGGCAGGUAUCAAAAACACUCCAAGCAAAAAAGUACGGAAAAGCAGAGCUCUAAGCGAGAGGUUGAAAUCGUCGCCACUUAAACCCAGAGAUCCACCACCACAAAUGUCAAGCCAGGAAAUAAUCCCAGAUUCAUUCCCAGAAGAGCCUGUGAUAAGUUCCACUGGGAAAGCAAAGGCAAAAGAAUUAUCUGUGCGUCGGAAAUCAGCACGAUUUACCAUUACUCCUGACCCUUAUGCUGAGAAGAGAGCAGCGCGUGAUGCGCUGUUGAAGGAAUUACAGCAGCUUCAAGCAGACGUCGCUUUGGCAAAUCAAGAGAAUGAGAGGUUGCGUCAAAAUCAAGAUUCGAAGAAGAAGCGCGCACAGCCAGCGCCUAAUGCUGAAGAAAUUGUAGCCUUACUCCAAAGGACUACAGCAGCGCCGGUAAAGCCAGUGAGCAACCCACCUAGCAUCUUCAAAGAUAUCAGCUCGUUUCUUCCAUUCUCAUCUCGACGGAAGCGUCAAGCUGCAGGAAUUGCAGAGCUCAACAAACCCAUACCCUCUCAUCGGCCUCUGGAAGUCGAUGACCCCAUUUCAUAUCUCAAGGCUUUCAGUACUCUCACAUAUAAAUCAACAAUCACUUUACUUCCUACAGAACAGAAUUCCUCAGCAUCAACUACCCAAGACACGGAGCAGCCAAUCCUCCAACACCAUCUCAUCACCGCCUCCCACCCAUCCGGUCUCUUCUCCGCUCGCAUCUCAAUGACCGUCGACACUUCAACCCUCAAAGUCAAAUCCAUCACUCCAACCGUCGACCCCGCCGCUGAAAACGAACUCGGCACAUUCGUCCGCGGUCGCGCAAGCGGUGCCAACUCUAUUGGCAAAGAUAUAAACGUCAUAUGCUGGGCCAUGACACGUUGGAGCGAGACUGCUAUCAAGCGCGCGAGGUUCUGGCAUGCCGUUCAGAAUGAAUUGCAAACGCCCGAAGCGAGGCUGAAGUCGUUGCGGAAAUUAGGGAGGAAGGCUAAGCGGAAGGUUGUAGAGGAGGAUGAAAACGAGGAAAGAGUACCGCCUACGAGAAAGGAGUUGCUUGUGCAUAUAGGACGGACGAGGAUGGAGAUUGUGAAUGAAGAGGUGGAGAUCUUGGUGCAUUGGGGGAUUGGGUUUGAUUGGACGGGAGAGGUGGAGUGUGAUUUGGGGGUUGAUGUUAGGGUUUUGGAUGUUUGGCGUGAUGCGGACGAGAGGAAUAGUCUGGCUGGUAUACCGAAGAUGUUUCAAGGGUUAGUGAAAGAGAAAGGUCCGUUGGGGGCGGUUAGGGUUGUGGUUGGGUUGUUGAUGGGUGGUGAGGGGGUGUGA
This is a messenger RNA of Glarea lozoyensis ATCC 20868, 3018 nucleotides long. RefSeq lists its product as uncharacterized. The coding region runs from base 1 to 3018 and encodes 1005 amino acids. The record is from RefSeq and is a predicted model, not a curated record. The transcript is spliced from 2 exons. Lineage: Eukaryota; Fungi; Ascomycota; Leotiomycetes; Helotiales; Helotiaceae.